AUGUAUAGGCAAUUUCAGUCACGGGAACUUCUCUUACGGAAAUCCGGUGGAGGUGUCUUUAUAAAAGAGCAUGCUAGACUUAUAAUUACUGAUGAUUUACAAGUUACGCCCCCAUUGAUUGGAGCGAAUUCUCCUUUGUUUACCAAGUUUGGAGUCAUGGUUGGGAAUUGUACUGCUUCUCAGAUGACUUUCAAUGUAGGAUUACGUAAGGUUUGGAAUUUGAUCUUGCGCUCAGUUGUGUCGAAGUCACCUUUGACGGAUACGCUGCUGAAGCAUUGUCCAGUAGCAGGUCUGAGCAUUAAUAAUUUUAUUCAAGAAAAGUGGAAGAAUACUCAAACAGACGCACAGAACAAGGAAGAGAACAUUUUGGUCAAGCUUAUGAUUAGCAAAUCGAUGAAGAUGGUUUGUUAUGCAGAAGCAGGGAUAGAUUUUGUCAGCUUACUCCAGAGCUUCUUAAUUGUUCCAUUUGGGUAUAUAGUCAAAAGAAUGCAGGAUGGUUCCCUGGAAGGAUGCAUCGAUCAGUUAUGCAAAAGUGUCCAGGAUCUUGAUGAUCAAUACGGGAAGUCAAUUAAAAAACCACAGGGAAAUGCUUCUGACACCCAAACAUAA
Messenger RNA from Rosa rugosa (rugosa rose), 609 nucleotides. RefSeq lists its product as uncharacterized. The transcript has 2 exons. The coding region runs from base 1 to 609 and encodes 202 amino acids. Lineage: Eukaryota; Viridiplantae; Streptophyta; Magnoliopsida; Rosales; Rosaceae. The record is from RefSeq and is a predicted model, not a curated record.